This is a messenger RNA of Triplophysa dalaica, 876 nucleotides long. RefSeq names its product potassium-transporting ATPase subunit beta-like. The transcript is spliced from 7 exons. Bases 1 to 876 code for a protein of 291 amino acids. Gene Ontology annotation, molecular function: ATPase activator activity. NCBI's taxonomy places the organism in Eukaryota, Metazoa, Chordata, Actinopteri, Cypriniformes, Nemacheilidae. Gene Ontology annotation, biological process: intracellular potassium ion homeostasis; potassium ion import across plasma membrane; sodium ion export across plasma membrane. The record is from RefSeq and is a predicted model, not a curated record. Gene Ontology annotation, cellular component: sodium:potassium-exchanging ATPase complex.
AUGGCAACUCUAAAGGAAAAGAGAACUUGUGGUCAACGGUGUGAAGAUUUCGGCCACUUUGUGUGGAACUCUGACAACGGGACAUUAUUCGGCAGGACGCUGAUCAAAUGGGUGUACAUCAGUCUGUAUUACGUGAUGUUCUACAUAGUGAUGACGGGUCUGUUCGCUCUCGCCAUCUAUGUGCUCAUGUACACGCUGGAUCCGUACGCGCCUGACUAUCAGGACCGAUUAUCAUCGCCGGGGGUGAUGGUUUGGCCGGACACGUAUGAAGAUGAGAAAGUCGUGAUCGCUUAUAACGCAUCAAACAAGAAGAGCUGGAUGAAGAUGGCCAACAGUAUCCGCACACUUAUUCAUCCCUAUAAUGACACUCUACAGGAGCAGUGUAAUCCGCACAACUGCACCGCUGAAAGGUAUUUUCUUCAGAACAGUUUCAACGGACCCAAUCACACAAAGUGGGCGUGUGCGUUCUACCAAAGCAUGCUGGGUGAUUGCUCGGGAAUUGAUGACCCCACCUUCGGCUACACAACUUCACAACCAUGUGUGAUCAUUAAAAUGAACAGGAUUAUCGGCUUUUUACCAAACAAUGGAACCGGAUUGGCUCCACGUCUGAUAUGCACCGUACUGGAAGGUAGUGAGAAUGUGAGUGGUUAUGAAUAUCACCCAUAUAAUGGAACAUACGACCUCUCCUACUUUCCUUACUACGGUAAACUCGCUCAGCCAACUUAUGUGAAUCCUCUGGUCGCUGUCAAGUUCAACCUCAUCAACCAGAAAACAGCACAGAUCGAGUGUAGGGUGGUGGCAAAAAACAUUGCUUAUGAGAACUACUACGACCCCUUUGAGGGCAAAGUCAUCUUCAAUCUCACGAGCAUUAGCUAA